Molecule: messenger RNA, 808 nt
Organism: Dryobates pubescens (Downy woodpecker)
Lineage: Eukaryota; Metazoa; Chordata; Aves; Piciformes; Picidae
Gene: NAA50
Product: N-alpha-acetyltransferase 50, NatE catalytic subunit
Exons: 5
Coding region: 155-667 (170 amino acids)
Biological process (GO): mitotic sister chromatid cohesion
Cellular component (GO): NatA complex
Molecular function (GO): acyltransferase activity, transferring groups other than amino-acyl groups
Source: RefSeq, a predicted model, not a curated record
CGGACAAGCGGGCGGGAGGGCGGACGGAGGCCCAUGUGGAGCGGGCGCGGGAGUAAAAGGCUGUGCUGCCCGGGCAGAGGAGAGGGAAGGCGGAACCGCAUCAUCGGGUCCUGUACGCAGCCGGCACGGAUACUGGCCAGGCCGCGGCCGCACCAUGAAGGGUAGCCGGAUCGAGCUGGGAGAUGUGACACCACACAACAUUAAGCAGCUGAAGAGGCUAAACCAGGUCAUUUUCCCUGUCAGCUACAAUGACAAGUUCUACAAGGAUGUACUGGAGGUUGGCGAGCUAGCCAAAUUAGCCUAUUUCAAUGAUAUUGCAGUGGGAGCAGUGUGCUGUAGGGUGGAUCACUCCCAGAACCAGAAGAGACUGUACAUCAUGACACUUGGAUGCCUGGCACCUUACCGAAGGCUAGGAAUAGGAACUAAAAUGUUGAAUCAUGUCUUAAACAUCUGUGAAAAAGAUGGCACUUUUGACAACAUCUAUCUGCACGUCCAGAUCAGCAACGAGUCCGCCAUUGACUUCUACAGGAAGUUUGGCUUUGAGAUCAUCGAGACGAAGAAGAACUACUACAAGCGGAUAGAGCCGGCGGACGCUCACGUGCUGCAGAAGAACCUCAAAGCCCUUUGUCUCGGCCAGAACGCAGAGGUGCAAAAGACCGACAACUGAACAAAACCCCAACGAACACUUUCUUGCACUUGCUUGUCGCCAAAUAAGGAAAGAGAGGCCUCUUGACUUUUGUUCUUUUAUGUUUUGGUUUGGUUUGUUUUUUUUUAACUCCACCCCUUCAUCCUCUGUGUUUUGAUUAUU